CCUUUUCUUUUCUUUUCUAUUUUCUUUUUUGAAAUCCCAGCCAAAAAUUGAAAUAAUCAACGGAAGAAAAUUUCCAUACACACACAAAUCCCGGUACACACAGAAAUCUCCAUUACUGCACAGAUGUUCUGAUCCAAAUCAAACCCCAGCUUCAACCUUCACGUCGAUAAAUGAAUCUCUCACUCUCAUCCACCUCUUCUCUCUCCACUUCAUCCGCUACUCUCUCGUCUUCUUCUGAUUCGUCUUCGUCUUCGUCAACCUCAUCAACCACAUCCACCUCAUGGUUAUCCGGCUUAGUUGGCGGCCGCUCCAGUAAAUCAGCCGCAUUGAAGCUCUCCAGCACUUCUGUCUCCGGCGGUGGCAGCGGCGAUUAUGGUGGACCAAUUAAGGGCAAGAACCAGUUCCAUGGUGUGCUCUUCAAAUACGGGCCGAAGCCGAUUCAGGUAUGUUGAAAAUCUUCAUUGUGUUUGCUUUAAAAUGUGUUUAUAAUAUAACCUUCUUUGCUUUCUUGCAGAUACUUAGAACCACUUGCAAUUGCUUUGGAUAAAGAAAAAUGGUCACUUGUUCAGCUACUCAUGUCAUCUUCAUAUAGUGGAUAUGGAACCUCCAGCCUGCAACAAGAUGCUAUGGAGCUUGAUCAGCUGGUGAGUCAUUUAAUUAACAAAGAAGAUUCAGAAGGUGUAGUGCUACUUGGUCAUAGUACCGGUUGUCAGGAUAUCGUUCACUAUAUGCGUACAAAUGCUGCAUGCUCUCGAGCAGUUCGUGCUGCCAUUUUACAGGCUCCAGUCAGUGAUCGAGAAUAUAGAGCAACUCUUCCCGAAACAGCUGCUAUGAUUGACCUAGCUUCCAGCAUGAUAAAAGAAGGCCGGGGCUCAGAAUUGAUGCCUGCAGAAGCAGAUCCAUCUGCUCCAAUUACUGCAAAUAGGUACUACUCUCUUUGUGCCUACAUGGGUGAUGAUGACAUGUUUAGUUCUGAUCUUACCGAUGACCAACUGAGAAUGAGACUUGGGCACAUGUCUAACACACCUUGCCAGGUUAUUUUUUCCAUGGCUGAUGAAUAUGUUCCAGACUACGUUGAUAAGAAAGCGCUAGUUGACAGAUUGUGCAGAGCAAUGGGUGGUGCAGAGAAAGUAGAAGUUGAAUAUGGGAAUCACUCCCUCUCCAACAGAGUUAAUGAAGCUGUGCAGAGCGUUAUAGACUUUGUCAAAAGAGAGGGACCAAAGGGCUGGGAUGAUCCGUGGAACUAAUACAAAUCUUAUUUGUUCUUAUCUUGAUUUGCCUUUUUUUUUUUUUUUUCCUCGUAACUAUUCAUAUAAUUCGUUUUAGCUCUCUAUCGUAUUCGAUAUGGUUAGACAUCUAGAGUCUCUCUAUAUGUAUUUCUUUUAAAAUGAAGCUUGUGAUUAUUGA
Messenger RNA from Carica papaya (papaya), 1407 nucleotides. Lineage: Eukaryota; Viridiplantae; Streptophyta; Magnoliopsida; Brassicales; Caricaceae. The record is from RefSeq and is a predicted model, not a curated record.